GCUGUUAUCGCGAAUGUCAAAUGUCAGGUGCCCCCCUCUCCCUCCCCUCCAUCUCCCACAACACAACACAGUGAUGGAAUGCACACACACACACGCAAUGCAGACCAAACCAUGACGCGCUCAUGACCAGUGAGACAGCCGCGCGCCGCCGAAAGCAGCCAUAGCUAUCAAUCGCCUACGAUAAAGCCUACCAAGAGCCCAGUCCAGCGAUGAGCACACGCACACGCACACACAUCCACAGCCACACCCUACAAAACAGCAUCAUCUCUCCCGAGCCGCCCUACAAUAAACUAGCCUUCCUACACGUGAAGCCACCGACACAUCUCAUCUUUCGUCAAGACGUCAGUCAAUAAAGGGGCGGGUCGAUUCGCAGGACAUAGAGCGAGGCCUCAUCCAGCUGUCCCGUCAUGGGCAGCACCGUGGCCACCAGCCGCCCCUCCUCGUCAGCAGUCACGGCGAAAUCGUCGUCGUUGAUCACCCCCAGCAGGUCUGCCGAGAUGACCCACAGCCCCUCCGUCUUGUCGUGCGGGUAGCUCGACCCACUGGCCGCCACCUCAACAACAAUAUCCGCCACGAGCGUCUUGCUUACAGGGGCGAUCCCGAAAGCUCUCAAUUCCUCCCACGUGUGCUCCUCAAGAGUGCGAUUGUUGACCAUCAGCCCGUCGAGGGAGUCGAAGUUCAUGCCAGACACGUUGGUGGCCCCGGAUAUGUCGACCUUGUACAGGUGCUUCUGCGCCUGCUGCUGGGAGCCGGUAUCGCUCGUGGGGAAUUCUCCAUCGCGCUCGACGACAAGGAAGGUCGUGUCGGUGAGUGCGGCGAUCUCGCUGUUGGCGUUCCAGUCCUUCUGUUGGUGGUAGAGGAACUGCUGCGUGUGGCCCGAGUCGAUGCCGAAGGUGAGGAUGCGGGUGAGGGUGGGGUUCAUGACGGCGGCUUUGCUGGGGUUGUACAGGGUCGACUGCAUGAUGCCCACCAGAGUGUUGGUCGACGGCGUCAAGGCGAGACCUUCCAUUCCUCUGUUGGGCCGGCGACGCUCGAAGACUGUCGACAAGAGAGAGUAAGGCAUUCAUUCAUCAAUGACAUGAAUAUGAUAGAUCAGCCAGCUCCCAUGCCCACCUGCAGGUAUCUUCCUGUCGCCGCUGUCGGCAUUCACACCCAUCGGCGACACCCUCUCGACCUCCGUCCCAUUGGCGUCGAAGUGCACUAUAUGCGGGCCAUACUCAUCGCUGACCCAAAAGGACACACCCCCGUCCUCUCCUUCAACAGCCACCAGCCCCUCCGCAUCUAGGCCAUAUGCAUCAGUGGGCAGCACCGUCGACCCGUCGGCUGAGUACGGCACCUCUCCCGUCGUGCCCUCGCCGGGGCCGUUGGGCAGGCCCGUGAUGGGCUCGCCCUGGGGGUUCUUGAGCUCAAUGGUGGACACCAGCUCCACUGACGGGGCUGUGGCGUUGUCUUCACUGACCAUGACGCGGAAGAGGCCAAUCGUGGGUGUGAAGGAGGGGAAGGGGAACGACUUGCCCUCUCCUUCAGGCCCUUUGAAAUUCGCAUUCGGGCCCUGCUCUCACAGACAGACAGACAAACAGACAGACCAAACACAACCUCAGUAUCACCUAUCCAUCCAUUCGAUGAAAGGUCCGUCCUCCUCUCGUGUCCGGCCUGCCUCUCCCCGCCUCACCCUGUCAGUCAGCGCAUAGAAAUGGAAGGGAAGCGACGGAUGCGCAACGGCAGCACUCCCAAAACCGCCAUGCCGCACCUCAACCCCUCCCUCGAUUUCACCAAGCACAGUGAACGGCAAAGCGGCCCCCAUGACGGAGGCGAGAGAGUCAUUGGUGGAGAGCACCUGGCACCUCGUGUGCAGAGCGCUCUGGAGGCACCAGCACAGCAGCAGCGUCAGCGCGUUGGGCCGCAUGCCGGUGAUUCAAAGAUCCGAAUCAGAGGAAUGAAUGUAAGGGCUGAAAGGCAAUAGAUCUGGGUCUGUUGGGGUCUGCUGAGGAGAUAGAUGGGCCAGACCAAAGAAUUUCCCUCCAGG
Messenger RNA from Vitrella brassicaformis, 2026 nucleotides. The record is from the annotation of a GenBank genome assembly. NCBI's taxonomy places the organism in Eukaryota, Vitrellaceae.